Pieris brassicae (large cabbage white) is the source of this 759-nucleotide messenger RNA. RefSeq names its product co-chaperone protein daf-41 (gene p23). Gene Ontology annotation, biological process: chaperone-mediated protein complex assembly; protein folding. The record is from RefSeq and is a predicted model, not a curated record. Gene Ontology annotation, cellular component: cytosol; nucleus. The transcript has a single exon. The coding region runs from base 163 to 684 and encodes 173 amino acids. Lineage: Eukaryota; Metazoa; Arthropoda; Insecta; Lepidoptera; Pieridae. Gene Ontology annotation, molecular function: protein-folding chaperone binding; Hsp90 protein binding.
UUGAUUUUUUUUAUCUUCUAUUGAAUUAUUUGCGGGUUGGUCGAGAGUGCAUGGAAUUUUAAUGAAAUAGUGAUUAAUGAUUAUAGACUUUUAGUUUAGUCAAUUUUAUUUAACAUCUAUCUAGUGCAAAAAGCUUUAAAUCUAUUCUUACUCAAUUCCAUAAUGGCCAAUGAAGUAGCAGUUCCUCCUCCUGUUUUAUGGGCACAGCGCAAGGAAGACGUUUUUCUCACAUUUAGUGUUGAAUCCAAAGAUCCAAACAUCAAAAUAGAAAAGGAAUCGGUAUACUUUAAAGGGGUAAGUGCUCAAGACAAUAAAAAUUACGAAGUAACUAUACCUUUGUACGAUGCCGUUGUCCCAGAGGUUAGUGCUUUUGUGAAUAAAGGCCGGUGCAUAGAAAUGAUUUUACGCAAAGAGAAAAAGGAGGCAACUUACUGGCCUUCUUUGACAAAGGAUAAGAAGAAGCCUCAUUAUCUUAAGAUAGAUUUUAAUAAAUGGAAAGAUGAAGAUGAUGAGAAUGAAGAAGGUGUUGGUGGUAGUGGUAGUGGUGGCGGCGGCGGCCAAGAUUUUGAUUUCGAAUCAAUGAUUCGUUCUAUGGGCGGUGGCGGCGGUGAUAAGCUUGAAAAACCCUCCUUUGAUGAUUUAGAAAGUGAUUCAGAUGAUGAAAAUCUGCCAGAUUUGGAGUAAGAAAGAGCAUUGGUAGUGCUUACAUUACAUUAUGUAUCUUAAGGUUUUUACAGUUAUAAUAAAUUUUUUAUGGUA